UCUAUGGCCUUGUUAUCCGCCAUUUUCUUCUAGUAACUUUUUAGUUACAUGCGGCGUCUUCGUUUCUGUAACCGAAUACAAUACCAUGUUUUAAUGAUAUUUUCUAUCGAGUGACUAUUAAGAUUUUGCGUUUUUCAUUAUUACACAAGUGAAGUUAUAAGUUUAUGAAAAAUGGGCCGUGGAAGGGAUCGAAGUCGUGAUCGACGUCGCAGUCGCAGCAGAAGUAGAAGCAGAAGCCGUAGUCGGAGUCCUCGGUUUGGUUUGGGUUCUGGAGGCGGUGGCGGCGGCGGUGGUUAUGGCGGCGGAGGUCGUCGUAAUAAUCCUGGCGCUAAUCUGCGAAAACCAAAAUGGGAUCUCAAUAGGCUGAAACCAUUUAAAAAGGACUUUUAUGUUCCCCAUCCCGAUGUUGAGAAAAGAUCAGACUCUGAGGUUGAACAAUGGCGGAGUGAAAAUGAAAUAACGCUUAAAGGCAAAAAUAUACCUAAACCUACUAUGACAUUUGAUGAAGCAGGAUUUCCCAACUAUGUGAUGGAUGAAAUAGACAAAAUGGGAUUUUCGAAACCCACUCCUAUUCAAGCUCAAGGAUGGCCUAUUGCUUUAAGUGGUUGUGACAUGGUGGGCAUUGCAUCUACUGGAUCUGGUAAAACUCUAUCAUAUAUACUACCAGCAAUUGUUCACAUAAAUAAUCAGCCCAAAUCAAGUAGAGGGGAUGGACCCAUAGCACUUGUGCUAGCCCCAACAAGAGAGUUGGCUCAACAGAUACAAGAAGUUAGUGACAAAUUUGCCAAUACAUCAAAAAUCCAUAAUACUUGUUUAUUUGGUGGAGCACCAAAAGGACCUCAAGCUAGAGAUUUAGAUGCUGGAGUUGAAAUAGUUAUAGCUACACCAGGUAGACUUUUGGAUUUCUUAGAGAGUGGAAGAACUAAUUUGAAAAGGUGUACAUACUUAGUACUAGAUGAAGCUGAUAGAAUGUUGGAUAUGGGAUUUGAACCCCAAAUAAGAAAAAUUAUUGAACAAAUUAGACCAGAUAGGCAAACCCUUAUGUGGUCUGCUACUUGGCCUCGUGAAGUACAAUCACUUGCUUCCGAAUUUCUCAAGGACUACUUGCAAAUUAAUGUUGGGUCACUUCAACUAGCUGCUAACCACAACAUUCUACAAAUAAUAGAUGUUUGCAUGGAAUAUGAAAAGGAGACUAAACUUAGUACCCUGCUAAAAGAAAUAAUGGCUGAGAAAGAAAACAAGACUAUUAUUUUUAUAGAGACAAAACGGAGAGUUGAUGAUAUAACGAGAAAAAUGAAAAGAGAUGGGUGGCCGGCUGUGUGUAUUCAUGGAGAUAAAUCUCAAAAUGAGAGAGAUUGGGUAUUACAAGACUUCCGAAGUGGCAAAGCUCCUAUUCUUGUAGCUACAGAUGUUGCAGCUAGAGGUUUAGAUGUGGAUGAUGUCAAAUUUGUAAUAAAUUUUGAUUAUCCUAGUAAUUCUGAGGAUUAUGUUCACCGAAUUGGAAGGACUGGGCGGACAAACAAAACUGGAACGGCUUAUACGUUUUUCACCCCUUCUAAUGCUGCCAAGGCUGCGGACUUAGUUUCAGUUUUAAAGGAAGCAAAACAAGUUGUGAAUCCUAAACUUCAGGAAUUAUCAGAACGAGGCAGUGGAGGCGGCCGACGGCACCGCGGUCGAGGAGGCAGAUAUCGUCGAGGACGGCGUUCUCGUUCUCGAACUCGAUCUCGUGAUCGCCGCCGCCGCUCCCGCUCACGGUCCCGCGAUCGCCGACGCCGCCGCCACAGUUCGUCCAGAUCCUCCAGAAGUCGGUCUUCGAAAUCGUCGCGAAGCCGCUCACGCUCCCGUUCCCGUUCAAGAUCCCGUUCUCGAUCAGGCAAGUGUAGUCCACACAAGGAUGCUCAACGAGCGAAUCAGACACCAUCCCAAGGGUUGUUGCCAACUCCCAAACCACUGCUGCCAACGCCCGUCGGCCCCCAACUCCUUCCUACUGUAGAUAAAUCUAAUUCACGAGAGGUCUCGACUCCUCGCAAUGAGCCGAGAAGUAGAAAUAAUCACAAUGUAGCAAGUGAUAAUACAAAUAAUGUUCAACAAGCACCUAACGAAAUUCCUUCAUUGUUGACAAUGAAUCCUCAAAUGAACAUGUGUAUGCCCAUGCCGCCUAUGAACGGUCAGAAUUACGUUGUACCCACAUACUUCCCCGACCAGUACGGCAACAUGAUGAUGGGUGCCCCCUUCCAAGUCUCCUCUUGGGGCGCUCCUCCUCCGCCUCCCCCUCCUCCUCCCGAAGGCCAAAGUUACGGGCAAAGUGGUUUGGGUCAUGGUGGCGUAGACUCAGAUUCCAGAAAAAGAGACCGGCCUGGACUCGAGAGUUCGAGCCAAUACCACAGCGGGGGACUCGGCUCUAACAGAGCUUCGGACUACGGAGGCGGGUUAGGCUCGGGUGAUGGGCCGAACUACGGCGGCCUAGGCUCCGGUGGGGGCCUGGGCUGUGACGAGCCCGAUGCUAGAUCGCGGGGCUCUCACGAUCGACGCAGGCGUGGAAGAGGACGAGACCGCGACGGUUUCAAUUCAGAAAACUCGAGCAGUGAUAUCGGCUUGGGCGCGCCCGGCCUUGGCGGUUUGGGCUCUGGCGGUCUCGCCGUACCCCACGGGAGCCUCUUGCCGCGCAUGCUGCCUCAGAAAGGCGACGGCGUUGGACCACAAGGCGCUAACUUUACCGUUUUCGGAUCUUACGGAUCUAAAAACAAAAGAAACCAAGAUAGUGGUGAAUAUGGCUAUCCUAAUAACAGCAAUACCGACGGCAAUAUGGAGUACUAUGGGCAACAAAAUUUCGGACCCGGCAGACCUUGCGGGGGUGGAUUGGACCAGAACGGUGUGCAGGCAAAUGGCUCCGUGGGGUACCAUAAUGACCGCCAGGGUAACCGCUACCGACGGUGAAUAGGAUUGAGGUUUGUUACAUUCAAACCAAUGAAAUCUCACCUCUAACCAGUUUCUAAAAUUUCUUUAACAUUUACACUAAUAAGGACACUCAUAUGUACACAGGCUUUAAAUAGUAUAAUGGAUACAGCAUUCUCUAGGAAUUUACACAGCUACAGCCUAUAGUGUAUAUAUAACCAAAUUUACUCAAGUGCUAACAGGAAGCACUUGAGUAAAUUUGGUUUGGAAAAGGUAAACAUUUUCAAAAUGAUACUUAUUGGGUUACACCAACAAAUUACACCCUUUAUGAAGCUAAUUUAUUUACUGUCUUAACACAAUGGUGCUGGUUUCUGAUAGUAUUUAUUUUUAUUACAGAGAAUGGCUUCAAUGGAGAUUCCCGGCGUCGGAGAAGGCGAUAAAUCAAGAACUGGAUAUAUACUACAGAAGUGCAAAUAACUUCAUUCCAUGUGUAAAUGGUUGAUGUACUGUAUUUCAUACCAUAUUUCAAAAGAUUCAUAGUUGUGUCAGUUAGUGAGCAUGUAGUAUGUAUUGUAACACUGGGAAAAUUUUAAUUAGAAACAGCACUUAUAUUAAGUUAAUAUGUAUUUUAAUUACAUAAUAUGUAAAUUUACAUGUUCAAAAUAAUGCAUUAUAUCAACAAGCAUUAUGCAAUAACUAAUAUUAUAUAGAUUACAUAUAUUGGUUUCCAACUCUGAUUAAUUAAUAUUUAGAUUUAAGUAAAAUAUCCAUAAUGACAUAUAACUUGACCUAAUAUUAACUAAUACAGUGCCUCGAAAUUAAAUGGAACAUCUAAACAAAACUUUUGACUAAAAAAUGUUUACAACACAAUAGUGUGUUACAUAUUUAGUACCAAUAUUCUGUAUAGAUUUUUUGGAUUUUUGUGUUAAGUGUACUUGAGCUUUGGAACAAUAAUUUUUUUCAGAUAUCAGCCAAGACAGCAUUUAAUUUUUCAUUAAAUAUGGUAAUUUUUUAAUACAAAAUGUCUUAUCAAUUAGUCUAUUGAUUUGAUGGACCCCAGAUUCAUAGGUAUUUGAUAAAAUGGCUAUCUCUUUAGUAAUUAUAAUGCCAUCACUUAAAAUAAUUGAUGGUUUUUUGUGGUAAGCAUUAUGUAUAAGGUACACAUAUUUGUAAGUACUGAAGUAAAACUUUCAUUUAA
Molecule: messenger RNA, 4093 nt
Organism: Pieris napi
Lineage: Eukaryota; Metazoa; Arthropoda; Insecta; Lepidoptera; Pieridae
Product: probable ATP-dependent RNA helicase DDX17
Exons: 6
Coding region: 172-2937 (921 amino acids)
Cellular component (GO): cytoplasm; ribonucleoprotein complex; nucleus
Molecular function (GO): RNA binding; RNA helicase activity; ATP binding
Source: RefSeq, a predicted model, not a curated record